Molecule: messenger RNA, 738 nt
Organism: Liolophura sinensis
Lineage: Eukaryota; Metazoa; Mollusca; Polyplacophora; Chitonida; Chitonidae
Product: protein prune homolog 2-like
Exons: 6
Coding region: 1-738 (245 amino acids)
Source: RefSeq, a predicted model, not a curated record
AUGGCAGGAGAGGGGUCAGACUGUGAUACGAGCCCCGGGGACGAUGACGACUCUUCUAUCAGUAGCGUUGACACAGAUCCCUUAGAUGAAAAUGACGAUCUAGAAAUACUGGACGUCAUUACACCUGACGCUUUUGGAAUGGCUCCCGAGCGUGAAUGGGAAAGCUACUAUGGAGAAAGUCCUAAUGCGAUGAUUGUGUUCUCUGGUUGCUACUUCCCAGAGAGGAGUCGAAAAGAUUACAGCUAUGUCAUGGAAAACCUAUUUUUUUAUGUGAUCGGCACACUGGAGCUGCUGGUGGCAGAAAACUACCUGAUCGUGUAUUUCCACGGAGCUACGCCUCGACGACAGACUGAAGAAGAGCAUAAAAGGCUUGUUACUGACCACCCCACCAUGAUGAUAAAGGCCAUUAUCAUGAUGAGCAAGCCUUUCUUCAGCUCCAAGUUUUGCUCCAAGUUGAAAAUUGUGAAAACACUUGCAGAGUUAGAGACGCUGGUGUCUAUGGCGUAUGCGUUUGUGUAUGACCAAGUCAGAGAAGUUAAUAAAGUUGCCAGGCUAAACCCAGCUGCUAUAGAGAAAGGUUUUAACAGCCCAGAUGACCUGAGUAGUGCCACUGCCAGCCCGCUCAGUCCCAGCAGCUCAGGCAGGAAGAAAACAAAGGCCUCGUCUCUGGAAGAGAAAGAAAUGAUAAACCAUUUGAUGCUUCACAAAACAACAAUUUGUUUGCUGUUUACCACAUGA